This is a messenger RNA of Aphanomyces astaci, 1225 nucleotides long. RefSeq lists its product as hypothetical. The transcript has a single exon. The record is from RefSeq and is a predicted model, not a curated record. The coding region runs from base 7 to 1170 and encodes 387 amino acids. NCBI's taxonomy places the organism in Eukaryota, Oomycota, Saprolegniomycetes, Saprolegniales, Verrucalvaceae.
GUGACGAUGGUACUUCAGCCGCCGCCAACCGCGGUGUCGGUGCCAAUUCGUCUGGGCCACACCAAGACUCGCGUGACAGACACUAUCAAGUUGCCUACCAUUGGCUCGGUGGGGUUGAGCAAUGCGAAUCCGUUGCGUGUAUGUGGCGUGUGCCGCGAGAACGAAUCCAAGUACACAUGUCCGCGAUGCAAUGCCGUGUAUUGCGGCGUGCCAUGCUACAAGAAACACGGGAUAUCGUGCACGGAAGAGUUCUAUAAGGGUCAUGUUCAGUCCGAGAUGCGAUUGAACAAGGAUUCAUCGGACACGUCGGUGCGCGACGUGCACGCGAUGCUGCAACGCGUCCACGACGACUUCCCCGAGACAUCGCCGAUGGACGCGCGGAUCGACGACCUCGUGGAGCUCAUGGAGAGCAAUGCGUUGACAUUGGAAGCGCUAACAGCCGAAGAACGGUCGAACUUUCUUCGCGAAGUCGCCGACGGGAGGCUCGGCAAGUUUAUUGCGCUGUGGGAACCGUGGUGGAUGCAGUCUCCGUCGUCGUACGACACACACACCAACAACUUGCGUCGGAGUCUUAUCGUAGAUCUACAGGACGAUGAUAGCGACCCAACUCUCGACGACGACUUGACCCAUCCAUUGGGACUCUUCACGGCGUCCAUGCAAUCUGCGCUGCCGUCCCUCCCGUCCCUGCAUCCGAACCCGAACCAUGCCGUCCUCCAAUGCAACCUCGUCGAAGUGCUUUUCGCGUAUGCCUAUGUCAUGCGGGUGUACAACGGCGACUGGCGCGUGGACGUGGAAGAUGCGGCGUCGCAACUCGUGUCGGUGUCGUCGGUGCUUCGUGGCGAUGGCCACUUUGAUUUGGUGACCCACGUGAUCAUGGCGUGCCACGCCAGCGGCGGCGCCGACGCGAAUGAAGCCGCCAAGCACGUGGCGCUCGUGGACGUGGCGUCGAUCUUGACCCACGGCGCGUUCGUGCGGGACAGUUUGACGGACUUGCUCUUGUUAGUUCAGACCAUGCGCCACGACGUCGCGGCGGCGAAAUCGACCAAGAAAGUGCUGGCCCGGGUGGUCAAGAAACUCGAGUUCUACCUCGUCUGGGCGAGCAACGUGCUCACAAACGACGUGAACGCGCUGUCGUCGCUGCAAAAAGACCUCGUGGCGCAAAUCCCGUGAGUGCCUCGCAUUCGCCACGGCCAUUCGCUAAAAUAAACUAUUUUUAUCCAAUCAA